Messenger RNA from Rubroshorea leprosula, 1522 nucleotides. NCBI's taxonomy places the organism in Eukaryota, Viridiplantae, Streptophyta, Magnoliopsida, Malvales, Dipterocarpaceae. The record is from the annotation of a GenBank genome assembly.
ACCGUAGAAGACGCCAGACAGAGCAGAAAGAAAGGGCGGGAGGGUUUUUCUUUCCCUUUUCUACCCAAAAUUUUCAACCCCUCCAAAGGCCUUCUCUCCUUCUCCUCUCUCCUCCAAUUAAUGGACCGUGAAGAGGCUUCCGCCGCCACCGAUAUGCCUAACCCGCCGCACGGUCCUCCUGAUUUCAUCCCCGUCGGAUCCCCCGAGGACACCUUUCCGGAGAUUGUAUCUCCGCCGUCCGAUGAGGACCACGACCACGACCACGACCACGACCAUGGUCAAGAUCACGACCAUGGUCAAGAUCACGACCAUGGUCAGGAUCAGGAGAACUCGACCUCCGGGGCUGGCGUCCUCACUGAUGAUCUAAAAAACAAGAUCAUUAAGCAGGUGGAAUAUUAUUUUAGUGAUGAGAAUCUGCCAACUGACAAGUAUCUGAUGAAUCUGAUUAAGAAGAAUAAAGAGGGUUUUGUUCCUAUCCCAAUUAUUGCUUCUUUUAGGAAGAUGAAAAAGCUCACCAAGGACUAUUUACUAAUUGUUGCUGCGCUCAAAGAGUCUUCCCUUAUAGUUGUGAGUCCUGACGGAAAGAAGCUGAAGCGCAGCAACCCUCUUCCAGUGACUGAGGUCAGGGAUCCAAAGUUAUUCACUGUUUUGGUAGAAAAUCUACCAGAAGAUCGUUCGGUGGGGAACCUUCAGAGAAUAUUUGGUGCAGUUGGAAACAUAAAGAAUAUUGGCAUUCAUAAUCCACAUGCUAUGGAAGAGUCAAAAAAAGGUGCCAAGACAGAGAUCUGGAUCAGUAGUAAGUUACAUGCUCUGGUGGAGUAUGAGACUGUGGAGGCUGCUGAAAAAGCUGCGGCCACUCUUAAUGAUGAACAGGACUGGAGAAAUGGCAUGCGGGUUAAGCUUCUUAAGCGAAUGGGCAAGUAUGGGCAGAGAAGGCAAGCUUGGAGGGGAUCUGAUCCUGAGAAGAAUGGAAAUGGCCAAUCAUCUGAUCAUGUAGGAGAUGAGGAGAAUAAUGGCAUAAGUGAGCAUCAUGAUGAUAUUCCUGAUGAGGAGGAUGGUGACCACAUUCCCAAGGAUAAAAAUGGGCAUCGAGGUAAAAACAGAGGACGAGGAAGGAGACAGAAACAUGGUACUACCAGUGGGCAUGGCCAUGGAACUUCAUCAUCUGUUCGAGGCAUUGAACCCUCGAAACCACCUCCAGGUCCCAGAAUGCCUGAUGGAACCCGGGGAUUUACAAUGGGACGUGGCCGACCUCUUGUUUCCAAUUAAAGUCAAUACCGAAUAUCAACGUCGUGUAAUCUUAUUCUAUGUGCUGUUUCUCCUACAAUGUACAGACGGGAAUUGGAGGGGGCGUAGGAAGUAGUAACACGCCCCUUGUCCUCCAUGAAAUUGUUUUCUCCUUGGCAUGAUGUGUUGGUGUGUUUUUUUCUUUUUCUUUUUGUGUCUAUAAACUGGCAUUAAGCAAAAGUAAUGCCACCACAUUCGUUUGAAUGUCUAUACAAAUUAAAUUUGGUGUAGAAAA